Fukomys damarensis (Damara mole-rat) is the source of this 3146-nucleotide messenger RNA. RefSeq names its product methionyl aminopeptidase 1 (gene Metap1). Gene Ontology annotation, biological process: proteolysis. Gene Ontology annotation, molecular function: metalloaminopeptidase activity. NCBI's taxonomy places the organism in Eukaryota, Metazoa, Chordata, Mammalia, Rodentia, Bathyergidae. The coding region runs from base 1 to 1275 and encodes 424 amino acids. The record is from RefSeq and is a predicted model, not a curated record. The transcript is spliced from 12 exons.
AUGACUAUCAGUUGCUUUUCCCUGGUGAUAGAAGGUGAUCGUCAGGCCUCGGAUCAAACAGAACUACUUUUAAGGUGCCGCCCCGAGAAGCAAAGCUCCUUCCAACCACCUGUGAGUGGAGGACUGCCCAGCACCAGGGGUCUUAGUACGGACUUCUGGAAGCUAUCUCGGCGCCGGUGCUCGCAGCGAGGGCCUCUUCAGCUUCGUGCCCACCCCGUCGUGCUCCCGGAAUGUUUUAAAGGAAGUUGGGCUAUUCACAAGUUACUACAUAAGAAAGCAAAGGAUGAAAAGGCAAAGCAAGAAGUAUCUUCCUGGACCGUUGAAGGUGAUAUUAACACUGAUCCUUGGGCAGGGUAUCGAUAUACUGGUAAACUGAGACCACAUUAUCCACUGAUGCCAACAAGGCCAGUUCCCAGUUACAUUCAAAGACCAGAUUAUGCUGAUCAUCCCUUAGGGAUGUCUGAAUCUGAACAGGCUCUUAAAGGUACUUCUCAAAUUAAGUUACUCUCAUCUGAAGAUAUAGAAGGAAUGCAACUUGUAUGUAGGCUUGCUAGAGAAGUUCUGGAUAUUGCUGCUGGGAUGGUUAAACCAGGUGUAACUACUGAAGAAAUAGAUCAUGCUGUACACUUAGCAUGUAUUGCAAGAAAUUGCUAUCCUUCUCCUCUGAAUUACUAUAAUUUCCCAAAGUCUUGUUGUACCUCAGUGAAUGAAGUUAUUUGCCAUGGAAUUCCAGACAGACGACCUUUGCAAGAAGGAGAUAUUGUUAAUGUGGACAUCACUCUUUACCGCAAUGGUUAUCAUGGGGACCUGAAUGAGACAUUUUUUGUUGGAGAUGUGGAUGAGGGAGCACGGAAACUAGUACAGACGACAUAUGAGUGCCUGAUGCAAGCUAUUGAUGCAGUGAAACCUGGUGUUCGAUACAGAGAAUUGGGAAACAUUAUUCAGAAGCAUGCUCAAGCAAAUGGAUUUUCAGUUGUACGAAGUUAUUGUGGGCAUGGAAUUCAUAAGCUUUUUCAUACAGCUCCUAAUGUACCCCACUAUGCCAAAAAUAAAGCUGUUGGAGUGAUGAAGUCAGGCCAUGUAUUUACAAUUGAGCCAAUGAUUUGUGAAGGUGGAUGGCAGGAUGAAACUUGGCCAGAUGGUUGGACUGCAGUGACGAGAGAUGGAAAGCGUUCUGCUCAGUUUGAGCAUACUCUGCUGGUAACAGACACUGGCUGUGAAAUCCUGACCCGGAGACUUGAUAGUACACGGCCUCACUUCAUGACCCAAUUUUAAUUUUUCCCAAGAUGGCACAUCUCAAAAAUAUCUUCUUACUGUACUAUGGAUUUUACUGAGAGUACAGAAAGGAAGAGGCAAUUUUUGUAUCACUUGUUUUGACUUUAGAAAAGAAUGUUCUACAGCGUUUGAUGUGAAUACUCAAGAGCUUGUCUUGAGUCUGAAAAAGCUGAGAAGAAUAAAAGAAACAUUCAACUCCUUUCAAUAUUUGCCCUAACUCUUGUUCUCUGAACAACUCUUUUCUCAUUUUACCCUUGAGCACUUUUAUUUAAAUCCGCUUCUAGUUGCCAUUGUCACUGCCACAGACCGGCCAUCAAGAGCCAGCUGUUUUCCAGUGAAUGUUGAAGAUGAAAAUCCUUGAAACUCUAGCAACAUCUGUUGCUCCAAUUUUUUUAUUUUAUAUAUAUGUGGAAACACACACACACACACACACACACACACACACACACACACACACAUUUUAAAUUCCAUAUACAUAAUUACGAACACUAUGUGACCUUUGGUUGAGGUUAAUUCUACUCUGACAGUUUUACUUGCUGUAAUAAAUGGAUCCAUAGUUUAUAGUGACUUAAGAUAAAUGUGGUAAAAUUGAGUUCAGAAGCAUAUCAAGCUUUUUAAAGUCUAGUUCAUGGCAAAAAUAGCUAUGCUCCAGAUGGUGGCUGACUGUUGCAAGGCAUAAGAAAUUUGUAGUGCACUGCUAUAUCAGACUUUUAUUUGGUCAGAAAUCAGAGGGGAAAAGCCCUCUUACUUCCCCUCUUUUUUUUAUUUCAAAGGCAUACCCUUGAAACACUGAGAAAUGGUGGAGAUUGCACUGUGAAGGAUGAUGGGGAAAGAGUACUGAAAUGUUUUUUGCUGUGAACACAGAAAAUCAGGGGGCCAUGAGAGUUUUGAUAAACCUAAUAGUGAUGAGGAAGGGACUUUCUUGAGUACUAACCUUGCAGUAGGAAUACUGCUUGCUGUCUGUGGUGUGCUGAAAAUACAUAGCACCUAUUCAUAAUGGAGAGCCACAUUAGAAAUAGUUAUGGUUGCCCAGUAUUCAUUUAUUUCAGCAGUUGUUCACUGAAGACAAGAUGGAUCAUUAAGUCAUUGUCAGUAGAUUAAUUGGUGUACUUGAUUACUGGGUAUUGGAUGACUCUUGUAAUUUGAUACCACUGAACAUUAUACUUGUAAAAGAAAAUCUUUCCCAGAGUGCCUCAGACCUUACUGCUUUAAGAGAAUUAUGAUAAUGUUUUCAUUAUUUUUAUUAUUUUAAUGAUUUAGUAAAGUGACUAAAUCUGGUAUAGACUUUCGGGAAUAUGUGUGUAAAGUUUUUAUCAAACUGUAAUAUUUGUGAAAUGGAAUGCCUUGUAAUAUGAAUGUUAAUAUAAUGUGUAAAGGGAGAUUAAAAAGUUUAAAUAAUUAUUCUACCAUGUAUUCAUUAACUUUGCUUCAUUUUAUUUGGUAUCAGAGGGAAUUGGUGGAAACAGAGAGGCUAAUUUCAUAAUCAAAAACAAACUCGAAAUCAUUUGAGCACAAAUAAUUUUUCAGGAGUGACCACACCAUAAUUAUAGUAUUGCACUUAAUCUGUCAGCAACAUCUGAAAUUUAGCCAUAUUUUUCAGAGCUUUUAAUACUGAGAACAUUGAAUAUUUAGGGGAACAUUUUAUAUUGUAAUAGUGAAAUUAACAGUUGUGGGCUUAUUCAUUGUCUAUUAUUAGAACAUAAGGUCAAAGAAAAUAUCUUGAUAGGAUGGUUUCAUGGUAAAAAAUACAACAUUACACUGUAAUAAUGCCUUUUGAGUUUGGAAGAUUUUUAAACAAUAUGGGCCCUAGUCUACCAAAUUAUAAAUUGUAUUAGUUACUGUUUAAUUACUGGGACAAAAUAGCUGACAAC